Notolabrus celidotus (New Zealand spotty) is the source of this 3006-nucleotide messenger RNA. Its product is annotated as TBC1 domain family member 24-like. NCBI's taxonomy places the organism in Eukaryota, Metazoa, Chordata, Actinopteri, Labriformes, Labridae. The record is from RefSeq and is a predicted model, not a curated record. Bases 232 to 2466 code for a protein of 744 amino acids. The transcript is spliced from 11 exons.
CUUCUCAGAAUGGGCCACUGCAUGUUGUCAAAGUAAAAACAGGUAGAGCAGUUAAUUUUUCUUCACUCUGAUUGGCCAAAGUAACCACAAACAAGCCAUACUACCAUAGCUUACCUCACGUGAGCACAGCCCACACGGGCUGAUAUAAAGCCUUGUUCCUGAGAAUGUGCAGACAGUAACAGGCAACACAUCGCAGGUGAUUUGAAUUUUUAUCAAAGAAUAAGAUUUGAGAUGAUUCAAGUUUCAAGAUCUCCUGAGUUCUCCAAUUGCGGAAAUAUGAAUUCAGUCUCGUUCCACACUGAUCAGGACCUGGGCGCCCUGGCUGGAGGUAGAAGCAGGCAGCGGUCCCACUCCUAUUACAGUCGGGAGGACUGUAAGAACUAUGGUGUGCAGAUGCAGGCAGAGGAAACCUUUUUAAGACCUCGCUCCAGGUCCUUUUACAGUGUGGAUACAUCAGACCUUGACUCCAACCAUGAUACAGCAAACUCCUCCAGUCCUCUAAAGCAGAAGGCAAACUCCCUACUGCAGUAUCAAGUGAACAAAAAGGAAAACAAGAAGUCCAGGCCGAAAACGAAUAAGCCCUCUCCAUCAAGAGAACUCAGUGGCAGUAAAGGCAAUCUGAAGUCUGUGUCCAUGAUCACCAUUUCUGAGUCAGACAACUGGGAAAUAAGCUCCAGCUCAGGGAUGAAGUACGGACAGUUUGUGGACUGGGAGAAGAUUGAUCCCGAAGCGGCUACUAGAUAUCAGCAGAUCCUAAAGAGUGAUCACCAGCAGAUGAAAACUAUGGGCAGAGAAGGUUUCUGGGAAAUGCCCCAUACACUCAGAGCCAAAGCUUACUAUCACAUCAUCCACAGCAUCAAUUCCAUAGGGACAGUCGCUCCGGACAGAGAGGUCUACUAUGAAUUGUCCAAAAAUCUCUUUGGAGAGCAGAAAAUCAGCAACCAUCCUGUGCCUGAGUACAUGGAGGCAGGAGAAAUACCCAGAUACUGUCUCAACAAAGUAGGCCUGAAUUCCGUCAAAAAGAUCCUCCUCUGCCUCGGUAAAUACUUCCCAGCCAUGAACUUCUGCCCCAUCCUGCCUGAGCUGGUCUCACUCCUCCUCCACUUCAGCCAAGACGAAGCUGAGUGCUUCCACAGUGUGUCCCGACUUAUCUGCUACAAAGAUCCCAACAAGCGCUACAUCGACCAGACCUUCCUCACCUACCGCGCCUCCUGUAUGACUUUUGGUGACCUUGCGAAUAAGUGCUGCAGAGGCAUCCGAAAACUGAUUGCCAGCUCUCACCAGAACCUCUUUGAGUUCUACUCUGACUGGAUCAUGUGGAUAUUUGCUGACCUUCCUUUCACGUACGCCAUCAGAGUGCUGGAUGUCUAUCUACUAGAGGGCUACAAGGUGCUCUACAGGUCGGCUCUGGCUUUGCUCGGCCUCUACAAAGUAUCUGUUUCAUCCAGGGUGGCAGACGUGGAGGACUUCAGAACAGAUAUGAAGAGGUUUGUGCAGAACAUAGCUCGCCACUGCACAGCUGAGAAGCUUUUGGAAAUGGGUUUCAUGAUUCCAAUGGCCACACGCAGAGAGCUCAACCUCCUGUUCAACGCCAACAAAGACUCUCUAAUGCAAAAAGGGGUCAGCAUACAUCAGAAGAGGCAGUCAGUCGAGACCGUGGACUUCAACAACAUCACCUCCAAUGUAGUGACAGCAACUGAGAUGAGAGUGGUCUGGGCCUGGAUACCUGAGCGCUUUGCACUUUUCAGCCCAAUUAGGCUCUUCAGUACUGCGGAACAAAAAAGGAGUCUUGCUUCAUUCUACUCACAUGUGGAGGGACACGAGCCUGCAGUCUUGAUUAUCAAAACAGUGGAUGAAGAGGUCUUUGGGGCCUUCCUCUCAACAGAUAUGAUUGAAAGAAGAAAGCAUGAUUCCGUUGGACUCACAUAUUUUGGAACUGGGGAAUGUUUUGUUUUCACGCUUCGUCCCAGCAUGGAGCGCUACCAGCAGGCCAUGGUUAACAUCAUGACCAGGAGAGCUUCCCCUCAGCAGAUUCAAGCCAGCAAUGGUGCCUCCUCUGAGGUACCCAUUACUGGUUGGUGCCACACAAACUUAACUACAAGCACCACGACUCUAACCUGUCCCGCUGGUACCCCCCAGGAUCCCAGUUACCUGACAGUCCCCUUUACUGCCCCCUCAGAGGAACCCAUGACUGCCAAGGAGCCAAAGAGACCCAAGGAACAGGAAGCCUCCAUGUUCAUAGCAGGCAGUGACAGUCAGCUUGUUAUUGGUGGUGAUGGUGGCCAUGCACUAUGCCUACAGGAGGAUCUAAUGGGAGGAUACUCAGAGCCUUGUGACACAUUCAAGAGCAACUCACUGUUCAAGGGACAUUUCAAGAUCCAGGCACUAGAAGUGUGGGGCAUCCAGAACUCCAUUUCCUUUUCUCACAGUGUUCCCUCUGGUGACACAGUGGGAGAACUAAAAUGAGACUUGUGUCUUUUAGACCGGCUGAAGAUUUUCUGCGCGGGAUUUUAAUUGGCUUGAUUAUUCUGUGAAAUGCAUGCAUACACUGUGAAGCUGAUAUUGCGUGAGAUAUGACUUGUUUAAGUGUCAUCUUGUCUUUUUUAUCAUUUGGAAACUACCUUAUCAGAUGAAUCUAUUUACUUUAUUGUUUUCCUAACUUUUUAGGUUUAUCUGUAUCUUGUACAAAAUAAAGUGUCAUGCAGCUUGAAUUAUAUAAUGUCAGCUAAAUGUCUUAAAACUUAUUUAGAUAUGUAACUUUAAGGAUAAUAUUUUUAUACUGUGUAUCUAAUGGGUUAUAUUGUAACUUACUGUCUGACUGGAAAAAUGAUGAGCUCAGAAUCUCAAAAUUUAAAUACAUAUAGGUGUUUUUUAAUAAAGUGCGUAUAGGUCAAUAAAUAUAAGCAGCUAUUUUUUUGUUGUUACAAUGAUAAGAUAGCUUUUGAAAAUGUUUUGUAUCUUGUCAAAAGCACUGGCACAGUCCUUGCUACCAAAUAAAUUCAUUAU